Messenger RNA from Penaeus chinensis, 1604 nucleotides. RefSeq lists its product as uncharacterized. The coding region runs from base 200 to 1588 and encodes 462 amino acids. NCBI's taxonomy places the organism in Eukaryota, Metazoa, Arthropoda, Malacostraca, Decapoda, Penaeidae. Gene Ontology annotation, biological process: proteolysis. The transcript has 9 exons. Gene Ontology annotation, molecular function: cysteine-type endopeptidase activity. The record is from RefSeq and is a predicted model, not a curated record.
GAAGACUUCACAUGGCUAAAAAUCUAAGGCUAAAAAGCGUUAGAGAGGGAAUUAAUAAAUAUAUUUUAAAAAUAUAGUGUGUGCCGGAAGAAAGUCGCACACGAUGAUAUAGACAGCUCUCUCUCCACCUAUCUAUCGCCUUAAGAGGAAGAGACAGACACACUUGGAAAAGAACGUGCAAACUGCUCUGGAGAAGGGAAUGCUAGUGGAGCAAAGUGACGGCCGGUUCCAAUGCGCGUGCGGCGAGACACUCAAGAAAGCGAGUCUCACAGGACACCUUAAGAGCAACAGACAUUUGGAAGAGUUUACCGUACAAGCUGCCCUUGAGAAAAACAUCUUUGUAGAGAUUGAAAAUGAGGAAUAUCAGUGUGCUUGCAAAAGAAAGCUGAAAAAGGCUUCGUUGAGAGGACAUCUUACCACAAAGAUACAUUUGGCAGAGGUACACGCGAGAAAGUUGUGGAUGAAAUCAGGAAAAGAUAAAGAGACAGAGGACCCACGGAGCAACAAUACUGUCCAAGAGGAAGAGAUUGUAGUAGAAAGCGACGAUAAUAUUACGCGAUGUCAUUCUUGUGGGAAGAGAUUCUCAAACAAGGAAUAUCUCGAACGACACGCACUAGACAGCAAAUGUCGGAAAAAAAUCAAUAGAAAACGGGAGAAUGUGCAAUCAAUGACGGAAACACCGAUCACACCGUACACCAUAAGAUCAGAUCCACCAGGGCAUGUUUACGUGUUUAACAACGACUUCCAAGGUCAAGAGCUGGAACGCCGCGGAGCCAAGCAGGACUCGUGCAACCUGAAGGAGACCUUCACUCGCAUGGGCUACGAGGUCUUCCUGCUAGAGAACCUCAGCGCGCAGAAGACGAUGGCGGCGGUAGAUCGAAUUAGGAGCGACCCGGCGCUCGCCAAUGUCGACGUCCUCGUCAUGGUGUUCCUCAGCCACGGCAAACGGGCCUUCAAAUUCCGGGCGCAGGACAGGGAGACGCUUGACCUUCGAAAAAUUCGCAGGAAUUUUACACACUCGCUGUGUCCCAACCUGAAAGGGAAAGCCGAAAAUUUUCUUCACGAAUUUCUGCCGCGGACCGGACCUCCAAAUACAGACGGACGGCAUCGAGCCCACGAGGGACAUGGUGACAAUUCACGCGGUCCAGGACGGGAUCGCAGCGCUGCGCAACACCCGCUACGGCACCUACUUCGUUACGGCUCUGUGCUUAGUGCUGCAGAAAUACGCAGCCCACAAAAGUCUGCGGGAAAUCUACCUAGAGCUGGAAAAGAAAACGAGGGAAAUGAAGGGGACUUUGCCUCAGUGGGAGGACGAUGCUUUCCGAGAUUUCUAUUUCACGCAAAGAGCGCGUCUAGAGUAAGAAUGCCAUGUAAAGCCAACCUGAUUUGUAUCAGUAUUGAAAUUUACCGCCACUACUGUUGUACUUAUCCUAAAUCAUCUAAUAAUAUGCUAUAUAUGCUCAUGGCCCUCUCUCUACACCCAUUUUACCACACUACAAACAGACAUGACACAGUUAGUAAUGUCAACAGUUGUUCACGCGAUAUCUCUCCUUUCAUUUAUUUUCCAUGCUUGGCACGUAAUCCAUAAUGAAAUUUUAAAUCAG